This is a messenger RNA of Pimephales promelas (fathead minnow), 3731 nucleotides long. It is a transcript of the gene pear1, whose product is annotated as platelet endothelial aggregation receptor 1. Gene Ontology annotation, cellular component: membrane. Gene Ontology annotation, molecular function: protein binding. The record is from RefSeq and is a predicted model, not a curated record. Lineage: Eukaryota; Metazoa; Chordata; Actinopteri; Cypriniformes; Leuciscidae.
UCAAUUGUCUUGCAGUUGUCGCUGUCGCGCGCUCUCCUCCAGGCGCAUAGGAUAGAGAUACAGCCAACGGUUACGCGAACACCGGUUUAGCGAUCACUUUUUUGAGCAAGACUCAGCUUCAAAAUUUAUUCGCUGGUUUAUAAAGUAGGCUAUAACUACAAAAGGACGUUCGUCUUUAAGAGAGUCUUCAUUGUCCUCGGAGCGCAGAACCUCUCUUCUAUUAAUAAAGUCCAAUGCCACUUCUCCAGUAAGCAGGAUGAAGACGGCGGAGAUCUGUGUGGUCCUGUUUGUCUUGGUCUGUGUGUGUGAACCGUCAUUGUCUUUGGACCCCCGGGAUCCAAAUGUCUGCAGCUUAUGGGAAAGCUUCACCACUUCAGUGAAGGAAUCAUAUGCUCAGCCUUUCGACCAAGUGAAUGAAGAGACCUGCUCUGAACCCUGGAUCGCUAAGAAAUGCACCCGGCACAGGAUCACCUAUAAAACACUUUAUAGGCAGGUGGUGAAAAUGGACUAUCGUAGGAGGUAUCAGUGCUGUCGCGGCUUCUAUGAGAGCAGAAAUAAAUGUGUUCCACGUUGCACUAAGGAGUGUGUCCAUGGCCGCUGCGUUGCACCUGAUCGUUGCCAGUGUGUGAGCGGCUGGCGUGGAGACGACUGUUCCAGCUCAUGUGACGCCCAGCAUUGGGGUACAGGCUGCAUGCGACUCUGUGAGUGCCAGAACGGGGGAGAGUGUAACGUUCUUACUGGAACCUGUCAGUGCCCAGCCGGAUACACUGGGGAACACUGCCAGGACCCCUGUCCUGCAAAGUCGUUUGGUCAGGGCUGUCUGCAGCAGUGCCAGUGUGGAACAGGAGGAUUCUGCAAUAAAACCACUGGAGAGUGUGUGUGCAGAGAUGGAUUUACUGGAACUCUGUGCGAGGAGUCGUGUAAAAGGCGCUGUCCUGCACGCUGUCCAUGUCAGAAUGGAGGCAUCUGCCAGGGAAGAGGGGUGUGUUUGUGUCCACCCGGCUGGAUGGGUGCAGUGUGUACUGAGCGGUGUCCACCGGGCCGUUUUGGUUCAAACUGUGCUAAAGAAUGUUUGUGCCAUAAUGGAGGUCACUGUGAUCCAGAAACAGGCCAAUGUCAGUGUGAUGCAGGCUAUACUGGAGAAAGGUGUAACGAGGAGUGUGCAGUGGGUACGUACGGCGAGGACUGUAAGGGUGUGUGUGACUGUGCUAAUGGAGCCCGCUGCUAUAACAUCCACGGUGGGUGUCUGUGUGAGCCGGGGUUUAAGGGUCCGCGCUGUGAUCACAGGAUGUGUCCUGACGGGGCCUACGGCAUGCACUGCGAACACAGCUGCCUCUGCAACUCACAAAACACUCUCAGCUGUCACCCUCUGAAGGGGGAGUGUACCUGUCAGCCUGGUUGGGCGGGGCUGUACUGUAAUGAAACCUGUGCAAAUGGUUACUAUGGUAACGGUUGCCUGGAGCCCUGCCUCUGUGUGAAUGGAGGGGUGUGUGACACGGUGAACGGCCAGUGCCACUGUGCGCCCGGAUAUACGGGAUUGCACUGCGAGAAGCUCUGUGAGGAUGGUUUCUAUGGGAAAGGCUGCUUGUCUCCUUGUACCUGUGUAAACUCUAUAGCCUGCUCUCCCAUUGAUGGAACAUGUUUCUGUAAGGAAGGGUGGAGAGGACAUGACUGUUCCAUCGCAUGUUCAGAGGGCACAUGGGGUCCCGGCUGCAACUUCACCUGCCAGUGUGCAAAUGGAGCAUCUUGCCACCCUGCCGAUGGUUCUUGCAAGUGCACUGCAGGCUGGAGAGGAGCUACCUGUGACGAGGCCUGUCCGAGCGGGAUGUUCGGCCUAGGCUGUCGUCACCAAUGUGACUGUCUGCAUGAUGAAGGAUGUGAGAGUGUUACUGGCCAGUGUCUGUGUUUACCUGGUUGGACAGGUCUGCGCUGUACACAGCAGUGUCCAGAGGGAACGUGGGGCCUUCAGUGCAACCUGACCUGCUCCUGCCUCAACAGCGCCACCUGUCAGGCACAUACCGGAAUCUGCCUGUGCAAACCCGGAUUCUGGGGAGCUCAGUGUCAACACAUGUGCAGUGCUGGUCUAUUCGGAGAGAGGUGCAGUCGUAAAUGCCCGAAAUGUGUACAUGCCUUGUCCUGCCAUCACAUUACAGGCGAUUGUUUGUGUCUGCCUGGAUAUAUCGGACAACUGUGUGAUCAAGCCUGCCCCACUGGUCAGUAUGGAAGCCAUUGUAGCAAUGUGUGCAGAUGCACCAACAAUGCAACAUGUCACCACCAGGAUGGUUUGUGCCACUGUCCCACUGGAUGGACUGGACCGGACUGCUCUUUAUUGUGUCAGACUGGGAAGUUCGGCAGUAACUGUGCUCAGACCUGCUCGUGUCCCCCAAACCAUUCCUGCGAUCCUCACACUGGAGACUGUAUAUGUGUACCUGGACCAGGCGAGGACUGCAAACCAGAAAAGGAGCUGAGUAUGAUGGUGCCUGUUUCUCCAGUGGAAAGGGACUCGUGGGGUGCGAUCGCAGGCAUUGUGGUGCUGGUGAUUCUGGUUGUGCUCCUGUUGGCUGUUCUGCUAUUAUAUCGGCGCAGACAGCAGGACAAACAGAGCAACACACCCGUUGUGUCUUUCUCCUCAACCCGCACAGUCAGUUCAGAGUAUGCUGUACCAGAUGUUCCACACAGCUACCAUCACUAUUACUCAAACCCGAGUUACCACACACUGUCUCAAAACAGACCUCCACUGCCACACCUGCCCAACAACCAAGACAGAGCCAUCAAGAACACCAACAACCAGCUGUUCUGCAGUCUGAAGAACAUGGAGAGGGAGAGGAGAGGUCUGUUUGUGGCUGAGACUAAUGCUACUCUUCCUCCAGGCUGGAAACACCAGGAGCCACCCAAAGAUACAGGGGCUUUUGGGAUUGAUCGAAGUUACAGCUAUAGUGCUACACUUGGGAAGCACUACAACAAAGAGUUGAAAGACUCCUGUGUGGCAGUGAGUAGCAGCUCUCUGAACAGUGAGAACCCAUAUGCCACCAUCAAAGAUCUGCCCGGCCUGCCACCAUGUCCUCCAGAGAGCAGCUACAUGGAGAUGAAGUCUGCAGUGUCUCGUGAAAGAUCCUACACUGAAAUCAGUCCACCAGUCAUGGCUCCCUCCACUCUGUCAUGCAGAGAACAUUGUUCCCUUGGCAACGUUGUGGAACAGGAACCUCAGAAUCAUUAUGAUCUGCCCAUCAACAGCCACAUUCCCGGGCAUUAUGAUCUGCCACCAGUGCGAAGACCACCCUCCCCAUCGCCACGGAGACUGCCCCGUUGAUCGCCUUGAAAAUAACUUGAAGACUUUGUUUCUCUGAAAUCACUGCCAAAGACAGCUGUCUGCGUUACAAGCUGAAUAAUGAAUUACAAAAACUGCCCACCACAGAUGAAUGGAUAUAUGGAUGGAUGUGACCAAAACUGUGCAACAGUGCUAUCUACUGGUCCUGGACAACACUAACAGCUGAAUGUCCAUGGAGAAAAAUAUCUUCUUUAAAGGCACUUAGCCCAUUCAAGCCUGUAGAAAACAAUGUUGCCAAAGACUGUAUCACUCUUUUUCCAUCUGACAAUAUUUCCCAGUGGCUAAACUACUGGCAUACAAAAUAGACAACCUUAGAAAGAGAUUUUGACAACUUGCUGGAUGCCAUUUAGUGACUCGUAGGAAUUACUAUAUAAAGAUUUGUGAACGUCUUAUGUGAAAAAAA